AUGUCUUCGGCUCAGAGAUAUAUAAUGUCAGACGAUCCUCAAACGAUCAACGAGACGUGGAAGGGAGGCGAGCUCUUCACAUGGCACGGCGCAGAACUAGUGGUCAUUCCUAUCAUGAUGGUCACAGGGAUUGUGGGAAAUCUCUUAGUGCUUUACAUCUAUCACUUCAGGUGGCGUAGUUCCACCGUCACACUUAUCAAGAAGAUGUUGGCAGCGCUAGACUUGACCUCCCUACUGCUGGUCUACCCUCCACUUGUGUACAUGACCCUCCACCCGGACACCGCUUCCUUCCAGUUCACCUGCAUCUUCACGGCCUUUGUGGCCCUGGAGACGGCCAUGGCUUCCGCUUGCGUCCUCAUCAUCAUCGCUGUAGACAGAUUCAUGAGACUGUGCCUUCUCCGGAAAUCCGGUGUGCAGACGGGCCUGGUCAAGAAGCUCUCGGCCGCCGGCAUCCUCCUCUCCGGAAUCAUCAACAUUCCCUGUGGCUGGAUCUUCGGCAAAGGCGUGGUGUCCUUCCAACGCUACAAGGUCAAGAUCGCUCACUGUUUCAUCACCCCCGGAAGCGACCAGACAACCAUCUUUCUUAUCUACACUUGCAUCCUGGGAUUGAUCUUUCUGUUUGUUUUCACAACUCUGUUCGUGAUUUAUUAUAAAAUAAUAAAAACUCUACGAGAACUAUCAACAAAACAUGAUCAAAUGCGACAUACGAACUCCAUUUCUAGAAGACCUGAAACCACUACAGGACAAACACAAAGCGACGUUAUGAAACAAUCCGCUUUGGUUUUCAUCGCCAUUACUGUGGUGUUUUUCACGAGUUACAGCCUCUACUUUGUGGCUAUUGUUUUAUCCAUACCUGAUAUUUCUAUAGUCGGAGAUAUGGGCCCCUCUUUUAAGGCCCUCUACGAUCUAGCCAAACUGAGUCCGCUGGUGAAUAACGUCGCUAAUCCUAUCAUUUACAGCUUUACAUCUGAUCGUUUCAGAGACGAAGUCAAGAGGAUGCUGACGUUUAAAUCUUGCCACAAUGGAUUGUUCCAGAAGCGUGCAUGUUCAUUAGGCUGUAAUCUCCAGGAGGUGACCCAGUCGGCAACUGAGACGCAUGUGUGA
Molecule: messenger RNA, 1104 nt
Organism: Candidula unifasciata
Lineage: Eukaryota; Metazoa; Mollusca; Gastropoda; Stylommatophora; Geomitridae
Source: the annotation of a GenBank genome assembly